Frieseomelitta varia is the source of this 654-nucleotide messenger RNA. RefSeq names its product sorting nexin-12 (gene Snx3). Gene Ontology annotation, cellular component: early endosome membrane; retromer complex. The record is from RefSeq and is a predicted model, not a curated record. Gene Ontology annotation, molecular function: phosphatidylinositol-3-phosphate binding. Gene Ontology annotation, biological process: late endosome to Golgi transport; endocytic recycling. NCBI's taxonomy places the organism in Eukaryota, Metazoa, Arthropoda, Insecta, Hymenoptera, Apidae. The coding region runs from base 1 to 642 and encodes 213 amino acids. The transcript has 4 exons.
AUGAUCACAGGCGGAACACAUGAGAACAAAUUGUGUCAAGUUUCUCACCGCUGUCAUUUGACGAACUUUCAUUGUCCACUGUAUCGGAUUUGUGUUUCUCCAAGUGGUCUCGAGGCAAUUUUUUUAAUUAAUUGCACUGUCGAAAAAGGCAUGGCGGAUACGACAGUGGACGCUACACGUCGUCUAAAUGUCAAAAAACAAACGCUAGACGACGCUUAUGCCGCGCCAGCAAAUUUUCUCGAAAUUGACGUGAUUAAUCCAAUCACGCACGGCGUCGGCAAGAAACGAUACACCGAUUACGAAGUUCGCAUGAGGACAAAUUUACCUGUUUUUAAAGUGAAAGAUUCCACAGUGAGGAGAAGAUAUAGUGAUUUUGAAUGGUUGAGGACUGAAUUAGAAAGAGAUAGCAAGAUAGUAGUGCCUCCAUUGCCAGGAAAGGCUUGGAAACGUCAAAUGCCUUUUCGAGGAGAUGAUGGUAUUUUUGAAGAAGAUUUUAUUGAAGAUCGGAGGAAAGGUCUAGAAGCGUUUGUUAAUAAAAUAGCAGGACAUCCAUUAGCACAGAAUGAAAGAUGUUUACAUAUGUUUCUGCAAGAACCUGUAAUAGACAAGAACUACGUACCUGGAAAAAUACGUAAUACAUAAGUUAUAAUAAGA